Messenger RNA from Ricinus communis (castor bean), 2746 nucleotides. RefSeq names its product IRK-interacting protein. The coding region runs from base 315 to 1856 and encodes 513 amino acids. The transcript is spliced from 3 exons. The record is from RefSeq and is a predicted model, not a curated record. Lineage: Eukaryota; Viridiplantae; Streptophyta; Magnoliopsida; Malpighiales; Euphorbiaceae.
UUGAUGUACUGUUCUGAAUUCAGUAUCACAGAGAGCAGCAGUAACACUUAAAUGUCUGCCUGUGAUUCACCACCAUGAUUACAAGACGACGAACAUCGAACAUAAGAAAGGGAAAGAAAACGAAAAGAGACUGAAACACUGGACACAAUUCAAUAUCUCAAACAAAUAUAUAUUUUUAGAAAACAUAAUAAUAAUAAGAAAAGAUUAAAAAGAAUAGAUCUUUCAUAUAUAAUCUCAAAGAUAAGUGCCAAAUUGCACAUCUAGUUCAAACGAAAAGAAUAUACCCCUUCCACAAAUGAGAUAAGUUCGUUAGCAUGGCCUCUUCUUCUUCUUCUCCUCCUUCUCUACUUGCCUCUCCUCAUUUUACUCCUAUUCAAGAAUGCGAAGAACGAGAACAAGAAGAUGAAGAGAGAAACCAAAAUAUGGCAACAACACCGAAACCGACACCAAGUAGUUCUGUGGAUAAAAGAGAGACUCCAAAGCACCAGCCAACACCUCUCCAUGUCAAAAACGGCAAAACCAACUUCAAGAAACGGCAUGAUAACUGCAGUGGAGAAGAAGAAGAUGGUUCUGUUUCUUGUAACAAGUGUCGUCCACACUCCAGAGAGAAAAUCUCUGUUGUUCCUUUGGAUACUAAUGGCCUAAACAAGAACUCUUCUUUUAUCGCCAGUCCUAAUGGACUCUUUAAAUCUCUCUUCUCCUCUUUAACGAGAAAGAGUCCAAAAUCUAUAGAUGUAUCAACUUCAAGAGAUGAACAAUGGAAGAUUGCCAUAGCUGAGCUAUCACAUAAGUUGAUUCAAGCAACAAGGAAGAGAGAUGAAGCAAUUCUUGAAGCUUCAAGGUUGAAGUACUCUAUGUCAGAACUUGAAAAGAAGCUUAAUAAGCUUGAAGUUUACUGUCAUAAUUUGAAGUCAGGACUUGAUGAGUGUAGCAGCAAUUCACCGUACCGGAAUGGGAAAGGUUUAACUAUCUAUCAACGAAAUAGUGUUAAUGAAAAGGUGAUAGAGCUAUUUUUGGUUUCAGUUUCUGAAGCAAGAUCUUCAGUUAGGCUAUUGAGCAGGUCACUUACUAUGCAACUAAGGCAUAUGGGAGGCAGAGUUUUUGAGAGAAUAUCUGUUCUGCUUCAACCUUAUGAUGUAAAGAUUUCAUCCUCUAAGAACCCUAAAAGUAUUCUUUUUUAUCUUGAAGCCUUAUUGAAUAAAACUUUCUUUGAAGAUUUUGAAUCUGUUGGGUUCCAGAAAAGUUCUAUAAAUUCGAUAUUGAACCCAAUUGAUAGAUGUGAAGCAAACUAUGCAUCUUUUAAUGUGCUAAAAGAGUUGACAUGGGAGGAGGUUUUGAGUAAGGGGACAAGGCAUUUCAGUGAAGAGUUUAGUAAGUUCUGCGACAGAAAAAUGAAUGAGAUUGUGGCUAUGUUGGGAUGGAAUAGAGCAUGGCCUGAGCCACUUCUGCAAGCUUUUUUUGGUGCUUCUAGAAAUGUAUGGUUGGUUCAUCUUUUAGCUAAUUCAGUGCAUCCUGGUUUGCCAAUCUUUAGGGUGGAUAAGUGGGUUAGGUUUGACUCAGUUUACAUGGAAGAUAUGGGUGGAGACAGAGCUAAAAAGUUGGUCCCAACCAUAGUCCGGAUCAUGGUUGCACCUGGGUUCUAUGUUUAUGGCAAUGUGGUCAAGUGCAAGGUGCUUUGCAGUGAUCAGGAUAUGCAUCUUGGAGUACUGAAAUGGCCAAUUGGGGAUUUUUGGGUCAAAGUAAGAAAUUGGCAUUUUCUGGUUAUUUUGUUUUAUUCUUGUUUGGUCAAUUUUUAUCGUCAUAUUUGCUCAAAAUGCUUCUUGGGAAUUACAUUUUUUGUUAAACCAGAUAGUUAAGUGUUUGCAAUGAGUCCUAAUUCCUAACUCUGUGGAUGAAAAAAAAAAAAAAAGAAAAAGAAAACACCCAUGUGGAUGAGAUGCUUGUCUUGUGACCAUUUUUUGGAUUUUCUAUAUUUCUAUCCCAAGUUGUGGAAGUCCAUCCAUAAGUGGGCAUCCUGCCAAUUCAAAACCUGAAGGUCUGGCUAAAAUAUCCAGCUCAUUUCUUAUAUCUCAUAUUCAUUGUUUUAAGUUGCUUUGUCAAGAACUUGCCAAAUGAUCCUCUGUUUUUCCAUUUAUCUUUUCUCUUUAGGAGUUCAAUUUUUGGGGUUUCUGAUUUGAGUUCAAACUUCAUGUCUUAAGUCGCAUAAUAUUUCCUUUUUCUUUGUAUGAGUAUUUGGGGAAGGGAUUAUAGUUGAAACUUAGCCUCAUGUAUUAGCUAUAUAUAAACAUUUUUCAUGCAUAUCAUUUGAUGCUCAUUGGCUUUUAUUAUGUUUAUAACAAGUUAAUGAACAGUUUUAAAACAAAUUCUUGAUUGAUAUUUUGCUUCUGAAAGCGUUCCAAGUUAAUGCAGGUGGAACCAUAUUUACUGCCAAGAAUUUUUGGUGUCAGAGCAAAUACUGAUUAUGGCUUUGAAUUUCAGAGAAUACUAUAAUUUAGAUUUAACAUUGCAUAUUAGCUAGUACCUUCCUGUAUCAGGGGAGAGGCAGUUGUUGGAAAAGGGCAUCAGAUUUGGAAGCUUUAUUAUGGAAAAACAUGCAAGUACUGUAGUUAAGUAGCGGCUGGCCUUCCUAAUCUGUCUGUGAUUUGGUUGCUUUUAUGUGGAUGUGGAUAAGGGAUUGUUGAUGUUCAUUUGUCUCAACUCUCAAAAGCUUUUCAAUAGAGCCAUGAUGGCCAAUGAUUUUUGCAGA